Molecule: messenger RNA, 5508 nt
Organism: Peromyscus californicus insignis
Lineage: Eukaryota; Metazoa; Chordata; Mammalia; Rodentia; Cricetidae
Gene: Abcb7
Product: ATP binding cassette subfamily B member 7
Exons: 16
Coding region: 25-2283 (752 amino acids)
Biological process (GO): intracellular iron ion homeostasis; transmembrane transport
Cellular component (GO): mitochondrial inner membrane
Molecular function (GO): ATP binding; ATP hydrolysis activity; ABC-type transporter activity
Source: RefSeq, a predicted model, not a curated record
UCGGUUCCUCUUUCCUCGCUCAAGAUGGCGCUGCUCGCGAUACAUUCUUGGCGCUGGGCGGCCGCGGCGGCUGCUUUCGAAAAGCACAGACAUUCGGCUGUUCUGACCCGGCCUCUAGUCUUUCUCUGCGGCUCAGGCCCGCGGUGGCGGUCACACCAGUGCGGCGCGUCAGGAAGCGCUCGAAUAUACCAGAAUACAGAGUCAUUAAGAAAUGCUACGUGGCAGAGAUGGGGAAAAGACAAUUCAAGACAGUUACUAGAUGCUUCAAGGGCUCUUCAGGUAUGGCCACUGAUAGAAAAGAGAACAUGUUGGCAUGGGCAUGCAGGAGGAGGACUCCACACAGACCCAAAAGAAGGGUUAAAAGAUGUUGAUACUAGAAAAAUCAUUAAAGCAAUGCUUUCUUAUGUGUGGCCCAAAGACAGGCCAGAUCUACGAGCCAGAGUUGCUAUCUCCCUGGGAUUUUUGGGUGGUGCAAAGGCUAUGAAUAUUGUGGUUCCUUUCAUGUUUAAAUAUGCUGUAGACAGCCUCAACCAGAUGUCGGGAAACAUGCUGAACCUGAGUGAUGCACCAAAUACAGUUGCAACCAUGGCAACAGCAGUUCUGAUUGGCUAUGGUGUAUCAAGAGCCGGAGCUGCCUUUUUCAAUGAAGUUCGAAAUGCAGUAUUUGGCAAAGUAGCUCAAAAUUCAAUCCGAAGAAUAGCCAAAAAUGUAUUUCUCCAUCUUCACAACUUGGAUCUGGGUUUCCAUUUGAGCAGACAGACAGGAGCUUUAUCUAAGGCUAUUGACAGAGGGACAAGGGGUAUUAGUUUUGUCCUCAGUGCUUUAGUGUUUAAUCUUCUCCCUAUCGUGUUUGAGAUGACGCUUGUCAGUGGUGUUCUGUAUUACAAAUGUGGUGCCCAGUUUGCAUUGGUAACUCUAGGAACACUUGGUGCAUAUACAGCAUUCACAAUUGCAGUUACACGGUGGAGAACUAGAUUUAGAAUUGAAAUGAACAAAGCGGAUAAUGACGCAGGUAAUGCUGCUAUUGACUCACUGCUGAAUUAUGAAACUGUGAAGUAUUUCAAUAAUGAAAAAUAUGAAGCACAGAGAUAUGACGGAUUUUUGAAGACAUAUGAGACUGCUUCAUUGAAAAGUACCUCUACUCUGGCUAUGCUGAACUUUGGCCAAAGUGCUAUUUUCAGUGUCGGAUUAACAGCUAUAAUGGUACUUGCCAGUCAUGGAAUUGUGGCAGGUACCCUUACGGUCGGAGAUCUAGUAAUGGUGAAUGGACUGCUUUUUCAACUUUCAUUACCCCUUAACUUCCUGGGAACUGUAUAUAGAGAGACAAGACAAGCACUCAUAGAUAUGAACACCUUGUUUACUCUGCUCAAAGUAGACACGCGGAUUAAAGACAAAGAGAUGGCAUCUCCCCUUCAAAUAACACCACAGACAGCCACAGUGGCCUUUGAUAAUGUGCAUUUUGAAUACAUUGAAGGACAGAAAGUCCUUAGUGGAGUAUCUUUUGAAGUCCCUGCAGGAAAGAAAGUGGCCAUUGUAGGAGGUAGUGGAUCAGGAAAAAGCACAAUAGUGAGGCUGCUGUUUCGCUUCUAUGAGCCUCAAGAGGGUAGCAUUUACCUUGCUGGUCAAAAUAUACAAGAUGUGAGCCUGGAAAGUCUUCGGAGGGCAGUGGGAGUAGUACCUCAGGAUGCCGUCCUCUUCCAUAACACUAUCUACUACAACCUUUUAUAUGGAAACAUCAAUGCUUCACCAGAGGAAGUAUAUGCAGUAGCAAAAUUAGCUGGUCUCCAUGAUGCAAUUCUUCGAAUGCCACAUGGAUAUGACACACAAGUAGGGGAACGAGGACUCAAGCUAUCAGGAGGAGAAAAACAGAGAGUAGCAAUUGCAAGAGCCAUUUUGAAGGACCCCCCAGUUAUUCUCUAUGAUGAAGCUACUUCAUCAUUAGAUUCAAUAACUGAAGAGACUAUUCUUGGUGCCAUGAGGGAUGUGGUCAAGCACAGAACUUCUAUUUUCAUUGCACACAGAUUGUCAACAGUGGUUGAUGCAGAUGAAAUCAUUGUCCUUAGCCAGGGGAAGGUAGCUGAACGUGGUACCCACUAUGGUCUGCUUGCUAACUCUGGCAGUAUCUAUUCAGAGAUGUGGCACACACAGAGCAGCCGUGUGCAGAACAGUGAUAACCUCGGAUGGGGUGCAAAGAAAGAAGGCCUCUCCAAAGAAGAAGAAAGGAAGAAACUCCAAGAAGAAAUCGUUAACAGUGUGAAAGGCUGUGGCAAUUGUUCCUGCUAAGGCACAGAAGACAGUUUCUUGUUUUUCUGUUUGUUGUCUUGUUUGCACUGAAGCAAAACUAGUUCAUAAAAAUGUAAAUCAUACAUUCCCAUUCCUUUAAUCCUAUUAAAUAAGAUAUAUUUAAAGGAGGGUUUGAUUUUUAUGUCUUUCACCAUCUUUUGAAUGUGACAUCUAUAAUUAUCUCCGAAUUAUUUUCUUGUUCCUGCCCCAGUUGUACUCAGUGUAUAAUUUUUGUUACCAUUUGAUUUUCCCCUAUAACUGUUUUUUGAAGUCUGAUAUCCAUUUGUUAUAGAUAACCAGAUGAAGUAGAGUGGUCUGAAUUUAUGUAGUUUUUAAAACAUCCUUUAUGCUGACAAGUUAUAGGGAGAGUGGUUUUUUCUCUCUUAAAAUUAAAACAGGAAUGAAAUGAGAAGAGUAGGUUUUUUUCUACUCUUUCCUUCCUCCAAUUAUAGUUCCUUGUCAAUCUGAAAAUUAAUUUGCAAACACAUUUAAAGUUGGAGCUUACCAAAAUGAACUGUAUUUAUACUUUGGGCAUUGUACUUUUGGACACCUAUAAUAAGAGUUUUUAUUAUGUCCUUUUUGGUGGAAAGCUCAUAUUGGUGUAUAGAAUAUUAUUGUUAAUCAUCACUGCGACUCUUCUCUAGUGAUUGGACCAAAAUUUCUUAAUUUUCUUUAAAGUCUCAGAAACCCUGAUGUCAUUUGAGAGUUACCAUACUGGGAAUGAUCCCCGAAACUUAGGGUGUUAAUAGUUAAUGGUCUUUCCUAUUUCUGUCUUAAAUGCACUGCUUUUCCUAUCUGAAGUGAUACAAAGAAAGAAGUAAACAGGAUGUUGUACAUCCACAGAUGUCUAUGUUGUGUAUAUGCUAAUACAUGUAUAUAAAUCAGUGUCCACUUAAAAUUAUUAAAAACAUUUGGUAAAUAGGAAAGGAUUCUAUAUGUAGGUAUACUCUUUAGAUGUCCAGAUCUCUUAAUCUAUAUUGACACUUCAAAAUUGCUAUGUUUAUUGUAAGGCUUUUCUUAAUUAUUCAUAAUUUAAUGAGUUCUGUUAAGUGUGGUGUAAAAAAGAAACUAAGUGAUAUAGUAAAGUUUUACUUAGAAAAAAUAGAAAAACAUUUUACCUGUAAGAAAUAAUUAUUAAAAUGAAGAUACACAUUCACUUAAAAAGAUGUUCUCUUAAGCUGGGCAUAGUAAUAUGCACCUGGAGUCCCAGCAUCAGGAAGUUGAGCCUAGGAAUUUGAGGCUAGCCUGGGCAAUAUAGUGAGACCAUUUCUCUUCAAACUGAAAAAGAAAACAAAAGUUCUUCUCUUGUUUCAAUAUGAAUUUAAUUUGUUCGAUAAUACCCUUUCAUUUUGAAACACGUGUGUAUCUCAUGAAUGGCCAUAUAAUCAUAUGUAAUGUGGCUUUAUUUCUCAGGAAAGGUCCUAAACUGCUUGUUAUAUUAUGGUUUUAAUGUGUUUUAAAUGAUAAUUUAGUAUAGGAGACAUUAAUUUUUUUACGUGUCUUAUUGGUAUUGGUGAAUAAAUAUCUUCUGUUUAUAUAAUAGUGUGCUAAUCUGAAGCCAAUAUUUCAGUUAAUUUUUGGUACCAAAGUAAUUUUUGCAGAAUCUUGCUUUUUAAAUUGGAGGUAACAUUGCAGUGUCUCAUGUACUGAAAACUAGGUUUUUGUUUUGUUGGUAUUUCUUGCUCUCAAUAUGUAGGUAUCAGUGCUAUUCUCAGGGGAGAAGCAGCACAUCCUUUGAAUAAAUCAGUUACAUUACUGCAGCUGUGAUUAAAGUUAGAUCAAAAUUUUGCAUCGCUAUUACUUCUUACAUUUGCAGCAGUGCUGAUGGAAAUGAUGAGACUCAGUUACACAGACAAGCAGAGUGUAAUAAUCAUUGUUAAGAAUUCUUCUUGAAGUGUACAUAGCAGUGUUCCAAGUAAGUUAUUCUGUGAUAUAGGGAACAGUAAGAACAUUUUCAGGGUAGGGAUAAUAGUCCCACGAAGAUUUUGAAACUAUUUGUUUUUCAUGUGAUUGCAGGUGGUCACUAGGCAAUAGUGGUCAUUAACCUAUCUUUCAGCUAACAAAACUUAAAUUAUCUGAAAGUGACAAUUAGUGUCGAGGCAAUAACUAAGUCCUAAAGACAUCUUUUUUAAGACUAUGUCAUCUUUAGGUGGUUCUAUAGAGGGAAAUAAUAGACAGAUGAAGACGAAAGAGAAGCCCUCUGGAAUGAUUCAGUCAUGGGAAAUGCCAAGAAAAGGGCAUUUAGUUAUAAUGCACUAAUUUUACAUCACAAUAUUACAUAAUUAUGCAAAAGGAUAAUGUGUAUAAAUUUUAAAAGAUCAGUGUUGCAGCAAUGUUUUUUAAUGUUGGGAGGAAUAAACUAUAGUAUUAAAAUUUGAGCUCUGAAAAUAGAGCAUGAUAAUGGGGGUUCAUUUCUUACAUCUCUUUAUUUUAAGGAUUAAAAAAUUUAUUUUCUUCCUAAGGAAAUCCCAGUUUACAAAAAUUAACUUGAAGCCAAGGUAAUUUGGGAUCAUAAAAACUGGGCCAGAUGCCUUACUGAUCGUUCUUAACAUAGAACUGUCUUGUUGUGUAGAUGGGCUCAUUUGGAAAUUUUUAACAGUCAAGCCAGGGUCACUAGUGAUAAUCAAGGAGACAGACCUUCACGUCUGUACAUGAACAGUCUCAUGCAUACCUCUGCAGGGAUUUGCAUCUUUUAUACACCUUAGGAUGAAUACUCUGACUUGCCCUUCUGUUGACAGAUAAACUGAGGUUUAUGAGGAUGGCUUUUUUCAAAACUUGUUUUGCUCUAAAGGCCAGGUAUUUAAAAGCUAUAUGAUUCUUUGUUUCUAGAUCAUUUUUUCCAUACUGCCAUCUUGUUUCUAUCCUUCCUACUUGCUGAAUAUAUCACCAAGUAGCAAUCUUUUCCAUAUAUAUUCCUAAUUCCCUCAUCUUGUAACUUGAUUACAGGAUAUUCUGUUGUGAAUUAGCAGUUAAGAGUGUUUAAAUAUGUUUGUAAUUACAGUUUGUUUUUAAUUAUAGAAAAAUUCCUUCUUUUCCCUUCUCUGAGUGUAUUGAUUUGGAAUGUAAACUGUAUGUUAAAUCACAACAUUGAGUGAGACAUUCUGGAUAAAGCUGAUUAAGACAAAACAUCUUAGCCAAGGAUUUAUCUUACCACAAUUCUCAUGUUUAUAACAACCUGUGCAGAUAAUCAUUACUGAAUAAACAUGCUGUCUUUAUGCCUAGAAA